AUGUCAUCACUCUACAAACACCUGGGAUUCUCCGAUCCUGCCAAGCAAAUCAGAUUGCUCCGUCUGGAGCCGUCCCCAACCGGAACCGACGAAUACGCCUUCAGCUUGGAGGUUCAUGAUUUCCAAGAGAAUAGUCGGCCAUCCUACAUCGCUAUAUCUUACGCCUGGGGCUUGCCUAUCCCGAAACUUCCCGUUGUAAUCAAUGGGCUCCGGAUGCGAGUGCAAUUCAACUGCUGGUACGCGCUUUGGCAGAUGCGGCACCACGGCUAUACUAGCGACGUCAACUUCUGGAUAGACUCGCUCUGCAUAAACCAAGGCAAUGAUGAGGAGAAAGGCCACCAGGUCGCUAUGAUGGGAGAGAUAUUUUCCUCUGCCUCGUCGGUGGCUGCGAGCCUGGGAACUGGCGAAAGUCUAGGAAAUGUGCGAGAAAUCCUCAUAUCCGGCAACGAUCGAGAGAUUGGCAAGCUUCGGCACAAGUUUGAUCUACUGCCCUACUUUGAUAGGGUGUGGAUCAAACAAGAGAUCAUCCUCGCAAGAGAAAUCAAUAUUUUCUACGGACUCGAGAGCCUUUCGUGGAGUGAAUUUGAUCAUGCUGUCAACGCCGGCAAGACGAAAUUCAUCGAUUCACCGUUCAUCGAUCCCUCCCCGUUCAUCGAUUCCUCAGUUGAAGGUUCAGAUUCCAGUGCUGACUCACGCGAAUCUGGCCCGUUCAAGUAUGAUCUCGAUGAACGCGAAGAGCGGAGGAUCUUUAAACGCAAAGAGCUGGAGAGAAUUUCUAUCAGCGCACAGCUCUGCAACCACCGGUCUGAGUUGACGAAAAUAUCGACGUUCAUAGACCUGGUAGCGAGAUAUAGAACCGCGAAGGCUUCUGUGGCAGUGGACAAGAUAUACGCUCUUCUCUCUCUGCUUCCUCGGAACGACCCUAUACGACAGAAUCUCCCGGUCAUAUAUGGGCAAUCAACAUGGUUCCCUCUAUUCAGAGAUCUCACGAAGCUCUUGUAUAGUCACUACAAGAAUGAGUGUGUGGCAGACAAGCACGACGUCCUGUGUCUAGUUCGCAAUGUACUUGAAAUUCGCGGUCUUGACGAGGACGUGAUCGCCUUUUUCGAGUCUCAGGCGUGGGGUCCGUCUAAUGCUCAAUUAUUCCAUCAAGAAUCUGCGACUAUUGAAAUCUCCGGUAUGGCGGAGAUACACAAGGAAGACUCCGAAGACCUAGACCAUCGCGAGCUCAGAGUCACAGCAAGCCAAGCAGAUCCAACGGAGAUCAUCGAAAAGUUGGGUUUGUUCAAACAUACUGGCCACAAAGACCAAAGAAAUGGAACUGGAACGCACCCCAAAUUGCACAUCCCGCCGCAACUCAAGUCUUUGCGAACGCUUUACAAUUUUAAGAAACCACAAGAUUGGCACAAGUCUGCCAAAAGUACCCGAACCCCGAACCCCAUUCCCAACGAGACCUUCUUGGUCAAUUCUGACUUGCGGUGGAGACAUGCUUGUGAAACCGAACUAAGUUUGCACUACCGCGAUGCAUUGAUUCCCCUCCUUCUCAACCACCAUCCCUUCCAAUCGUUAUUGUACUUUAACACCGUGCCCAAUUCGGGAGCAAUCGACUUGUUGUCUCGAAUUCAGCCUCAAGAGUGGUUCUCUGAUUCUGAGGACAGCAGGGACAUGUAUGAAUAUUCUGUUGAUUCUCCCAACACAUAG
Messenger RNA from Colletotrichum gloeosporioides, 1701 nucleotides. RefSeq lists its product as uncharacterized. The transcript has 2 exons. The coding region runs from base 1 to 1701 and encodes 566 amino acids. Lineage: Eukaryota; Fungi; Ascomycota; Sordariomycetes; Glomerellales; Glomerellaceae. The record is from RefSeq and is a predicted model, not a curated record.